Messenger RNA from Musa acuminata subsp. malaccensis (wild Malaysian banana), 2021 nucleotides. RefSeq names its product protein disulfide isomerase-like 1-4. Gene Ontology annotation, molecular function: protein disulfide isomerase activity. The record is from RefSeq and is a predicted model, not a curated record. Gene Ontology annotation, cellular component: endoplasmic reticulum. Gene Ontology annotation, biological process: response to endoplasmic reticulum stress; protein folding. NCBI's taxonomy places the organism in Eukaryota, Viridiplantae, Streptophyta, Magnoliopsida, Zingiberales, Musaceae.
CCCUCCCAAACCCCAACCACGUCAUCGAACCGAGCUCGAGGUGUAGACAUGGCGUCUCGAGCUCUCCUCCUUGCCCUCGCGAUCUCGUCUCUCCUCCUGGUUCAUGCCGCCCUCGCCUUCGCACCCAAGGGGCGCGCCGAUCUGGACCACGACGAGGAGGAUCUCAGCUUCCUCGACGAGGAGGACAACGGAGCCGCUGACAGUCACGACGACGGUGGCUUAGGACACUACGCCGACGAGUCCCAUUCGGAGGCCGACAAGGAGCCGGAGUACGCCGACCAGGAUCAGUACGAUGCCUUCGACGAUGCCGACUACGGAUCGCACGACAUGUCGCCCACGAUAGACGAGACGGACGUCGUGGUGCUCACCGACGGCAACUUCAGCGACUUCCUGGCGAAGCACCGCCACGUGAUGGUCGAGUUCUACGCACCGUGGUGCGGGCACUGCCAGGCCCUCGCGCCGGAGUACGCGGCCGCCGCCACCGAGCUCCGCGGGGAGGACGUGGUGCUCGCCAAGGUGGACGCCACGGAGGAGAACGAGCUCGCGCAGCGUUUCGAGCUGCAGGGAUUCCCCACUGUGCUCUUCUUCAUCGACGGCGUCCACAAGGACUAUCCCGGCCAGAGGAGUAGGGAUGCAAUUGUCACCUGGAUCAAGAAAAAGAUAGGACCUGGAGUUCAAAAUAUAACCACAAUUGAGGAGGCAGAAAAGAUCUUGACUUCUGAUAGCAAAGUUGUUUUGGGCUUUCUUGACUCUUUGGUGGGUGAUGAAAGUCAGGAACUUUCCUCAGCUUCAAAACUCGAAGAUGGCAUUAACUUCUACCAAUCUGUCAAUCCUGAUGUUGCAAAGCUUUUUCAUAUUGAUCCCAAUGCUAAACGUCCUUCUUUGGUGUUACUGAAAAAGGAGGCAGAAAAAAUUUCCUACUAUGAUGGUCAAUUCAGUAAGUCAGCAAUUGUUGAUUUUGUGUUUGCUAACAAGCUUCCACUGGUCACUACAUUUACAAUGGAAACUGCCCCAGAAAUAUUUGAAAAUCCUAUUAAAAAACAGCUUUUGCUCUUUGCCAUCUCAAAUGAUACCAAUAAAGUCAUGCCAGCAUUCCAGGAGGCUGCAAAAUUGUUUAAAGGAAAGCUUAUCUUUGUAUAUGUCGAGAUGGACAAGGAGGAUGUCGGUAAACCAGUUUCAGAUUACUUUGGAGUGACUGGAGAUGGUCCUCAGGUUUUGGCAUACUUGGGAAAUGAGGAUGCCAAGAAAUUUUUUCUUGAUGGUGAAGUCACACUUGAUAAUGUUAAGAGUUUUGCUGAGGGUUUCCUGGAUGAUAAGCUUAAGCCCUUCUAUAAAUCAGAUCCGAUACCUGAGACAAAUGAUGGGGAUGUGAAAAUUGUUGUUGGUAAGAAUUUUGAUGAAAUUGUCCUGGAUGAGUCCAAGGAUGUUCUUCUUGAGAUAUAUGCACCAUGGUGUGGGCAUUGCCAAGCACUAGAACCAACAUAUAACAAGCUUGCCAAGCAUCUACGGGGCAUUGAGUCUCUAGUUAUUGCAAAAAUGGAUGGCACCACAAAUGAGCACCCUCGGGCCAAGACUGAUGGCUUCCCUACACUUCUCUUCUUUCCAGCUGGGAACAAAAGCUUUGAUCCGAUCACAGUGGAUACUGACAGAACAGUGAAGGCAUUCUAUAUAUUCAUCAAGCAACAUGCAGCAAUCCCUUUCAAGCUCCAGAAGCCGGCAGCAGCCGCAAAAUCUGAGACCACCACGGACGGAUUGGCUUCCUUCGUCGGUGAGAAGAGUGCGACCCCGGACGUGAAAGAUGAAUUGUAAGUCUUUCAAGGAGCACAAAAUCUAGAAUUGCUUUUUUGGCAUGUGGAGGUUUUAGUUUUAUUAGCUUUGAGCAAUAGAUGUCCCUGUAGAAUUAAGACUUAAAUUACAAGAAUAAUGGACUGCUGAUGCCCCCUUUCUCUUGUGGAAUAGAAUGGUUCACUAGAAUUAACGUGCUUUUCUUAAGCAUGAAAAAUGACCAACAUCUUUUCUGC